AUGUCAAUCAUGACAAGUCUAGCUCCUCUUCUUGCUGGUAUUCACUAUUGGGCUUUCUUCUUUAGUCGAACGAUUCAAGGAAUUUCUGGGGGUUUUUUCUUUUCGGCUGGAUGUGCUCUGGCAAGUCGAUGGUUUCCGGCAAAUGAAAAGUCCACCUUGGCAGCGAUUUAUGGAAGUGGCAGUGGGGUAACCUCACCAUGUCGUCCAAGAGGAAGAAAAACGAUAGUUCGGACGAAGAAAGUGAUGAAGUCGAUUGGCAGAAGAGGUAUC
This is a messenger RNA of Mesorhabditis belari, 270 nucleotides long. NCBI's taxonomy places the organism in Eukaryota, Metazoa, Nematoda, Chromadorea, Rhabditida, Rhabditidae. The record is from the annotation of a GenBank genome assembly.